AUGCAACAGGCCUCAACAUUAAUUCUUACAGAUAUAAAGAAAGAAUCUUUAAAAGAGAAAUUUUUUCGAUUUAUUGCUAUAUUGUUGAUAAUUAUUUUCCCUGUUAUGCUGGUGCUGUGCUUUCGAGUUGUGAAGCAAUACAAAAGAGCAGUUGUUUUAAGAUUUGGAAGAGUGAGAGCUGAUUCUCCAGCUGGACCUGGUAUCAUUUGGGUUAUACCAUGCACUGAUACUGUAAUACUGAUAGAUCUCAGAACACAAUCUUUCAGUUUACCACCACAAGAGGUCCUUACAAAAGACUCCGUAACAGUUUCAGUCGAUGCAGUUGUUUAUUUCCAUAUUGUAAAGCCUCUUAAUUGUUUUCUAAAUGUUCAGUCACAUGGACGUGCCACGGAAUUAAUAGCUGUUGCUAUACUGAGAAACAUAUUAGGUCAAUAUACACUGUCUGACUUGUUAACAAACAGGGGAGCUAUUAGUUGCACAGCUAAGAAAGAAAUAGAAAAAGUGACUAUUGAAUGGGGCAUUGAAAUAGAAAGAGUUGAAAUAAAAAAUAUUCUACUACCAUACGAAUUGCAAAAAGCGAUGGCAUCAGAAGCUGAAGGCACGCGAUUAGCAAAAGCAAAAAUUAUUGAAGCUGAAGGGGAAAUAAAAACAGCAGAAAACCUUAGAGAGGCGUCAAGAAUAAUGAUGGAAAAUCCUCAAACUAUACUGGUUAUAAUUUAG
This is a messenger RNA of Galleria mellonella (greater wax moth), 720 nucleotides long. Its product is annotated as stomatin-like. The record is from RefSeq and is a predicted model, not a curated record. The transcript has 6 exons. NCBI's taxonomy places the organism in Eukaryota, Metazoa, Arthropoda, Insecta, Lepidoptera, Pyralidae. Gene Ontology annotation, cellular component: plasma membrane. Bases 1 to 720 code for a protein of 239 amino acids.